AAGCUGUAGGCGAUCAGACAUAACCACUGAUAGAAAGAACAAUCUUACUUUAUAUGGAUAAAGGACACGUUACGAUACGAGUGUGUAUUUAAUGAUUGGUAUUUAAGAAUUGUUUUUUUUUUACAAAAGAAUUUUGUCAAUAAAUUGUAUUGAAUUGCUAAGAAAAAUGCAGAUUCUUCUAGGUUUAUUAGUUUUAGUUACCGGUGCACAUUGUUUAUAUUCAUCUAAUUCAGAUGUCAUCAAUCUGACACCAAGUAAUUUUGAUAGUAAAGUAAUUGAUAGCGAACAUAUCUGGAUCGUAGAAUUUUAUGCGCCAUGGUGUGGACACUGUCAACAAUUUGUAUCUGAAUAUGACAAAGCAGCAACAGCAUUGAAGGGCAUCAUCAAAUUUGGAGCAGUGAAUGCAGACGAACAUCAAUCUCUUGGAUCUAGAUUUAACGUACGUGGUUUUCCAACGGUUAAAAUUUUUAGUAAAGAUAAAAAUAAACCGGAAGAUUUCAAUGGUCCUCGUACAGCAGCUGGUCUCAUUGAAGCUGCAACAACUGCUGUUAGUCAGAGAGCAUAUGCUAAAAUAGGUAGCAAAAAGAGUGGCGGUAGCAGUGGUGGUAGUGGUCAUAAACAAGCUAAAGAUUCUAAGGAUGUUGUGGAACUUACUGAUGAGAAUUUUGACAAAUUAGUAUUGAAUUCAGAAGAUAUGUGGUUAGUUGAAUUCUAUGCCCCGUGGUGUGGACACUGCAAAAAUUUGGCACCUAUCUGGGCUUCUGCGGCUACGGAACUUAAAGGCAAAGUAAAAUUAGGAGCUCUUGAUGCAACUGUACAUACUGUCAAGGCUAGUCAAUAUAAAAUAGUGGGAUACCCGACUAUCAAGUAUUUCCCAUUAGGCAAGAAAGGUGCUGACUCUGUACAAGAAUAUGAUGGUGGUCGUACAAGUACCGAUAUUGUUAACUGGGCUUUGGAUAAAUUAGCCGAAAAUAUUCCAGCACCCGAAGUAGUUCAAAUAGUCGAUGAAAAGAGCUUAAGGAGUGCAUGUCAAGAUAAACCUCUUUGUGUAGUUUCAGUAUUACCACAUAUAUUAGAUUGUCAAUCAGAAUGCAGAAAUCAAUACCUAAAAGUUUUACGCGAUCUUGGAAAGAAUUAUAAAAAGAAAAUGUGGGGAUGGGUUUGGUCAGAGGCAGGAGCUCAACCAAACAUUGAAGAAGCAUUGGAAAUUGGAGGAUUUGGUUAUCCAGCUUUGGCAGCAGUAAAUAUUAAAAAAAUGAAGUAUUCCUUAUUGAAAGGAAGUUUUUCAUACGACGGAAUAAAUGAAUUUUUGAGAGAUUUAAGUUACGGACGUGGUGGAACUGCUCCUUUGAAAGGUGCUCAAUUACCUUCUAUAAUUGAAAUUACACCAUGGGACGGUAAAGAUGCCGAGCCUCCACAAGAAGAAGAUAUCGAUCUUACCGAUUUUGUUUUGGAUGAGAAAGAUGAAUUGUAAUCAUCGAGAUAUCAAUGAAAUCUUUUUUUUGUACGGUGCUGUACUCGAUUUGUCAGGUAUGCUUUUUCCUGAGCAACGAUAUAUUGCAUUUCAUUCAUAUGUAACGUAAUAAUCAUCGAUAGAAUGUGUUUAUAAAAAAAAUAAAAAAGGAGAGAAAGAAAUUAUACAGCUUAUAUAAUACUUUGUUUUUCAGCUGUGAUGCAUUUUAAUAUUGUAUGUAUCAUUGAAAAUCGAUCUCCGAGUGACUGGUCUCGUUUGAAAUAUACGUAUCUUAAGUUUCUCAAAAUAUCGAUGCUUGAAUUAUGGAAAAAUAUAGUAUUAUUGUUCGUUGUCGACUAUCUGGAUAACAAAGUUAAUUUGAAAGAUAUUUUAUACGAAAGUAUAGUCGAAAGUAUGUUUGUGUUGCAUAAAUUAUAUUUUUCCACAGUGCCAAGCAUUCCUUCCAAGAAAGCUAAUUUACAUAAAUUUAUGUAAACUUCUUAAACAGAAAAAACAAGAAAGAAAAAAACGAUGCAUUUACAUAUA
Messenger RNA from Polistes dominula (European paper wasp), 1999 nucleotides. It is a transcript of the gene CaBP1, whose product is annotated as Protein disulfide-isomerase A6 homolog CaBP1. Gene Ontology annotation, molecular function: protein-disulfide reductase activity; protein disulfide isomerase activity. The record is from RefSeq and is a predicted model, not a curated record. Gene Ontology annotation, cellular component: endoplasmic reticulum lumen. NCBI's taxonomy places the organism in Eukaryota, Metazoa, Arthropoda, Insecta, Hymenoptera, Vespidae. Gene Ontology annotation, biological process: response to endoplasmic reticulum stress.